UUAAAAUGUAGGUUAAACUCACUUGGUAGAACAUUUACAGAAGUUGCUCUUUAACCUUUACACGCUCUCAUUUGUGUGUAUAACAAGUACUGUGUAAAAAUGUUAGUCUUUCAAUUUCUGAGCGUCUUAUUGUUUUCAACAUAUGGAUUGUGCCAGACCUAUGAUGAACUUAAAACACAUUUACCAGAGAGGCCACAGUUCAAUGGCGCCAUGGGGAGAUAUCUUAAUUAUCCCGAACUAGUGUAUGAACCGAAAGUUGAGGCAGUUGAAGAAUUUAUAAGAAUUGUCAAAGGAAGACGUUCAACAUACGACGUUUUCCAAGAUCGAAUCACUACCAAGUUAAUGGAAUAUGAGAAUAUGUUCAAAGGACAUGAUGAAAGAAUGAUUGAUUGUGAAUCUAUCUCCGGAUACCGGCCUCUCUCCGAAUGGGAUAAAAAUUGCAGAUUUGAUCUGAUGGCACUAGGACCUGAUUGUGUCAAGCAGACAUUCUAUGGAUUCGACGAUGGUCAGCCCUGUAUUUUGUUGUCUUUAGAUCGCAUACUCAAUUGGUUACCAGAACCAUACACGAAUGAAACGGUUCCGGAUAAAAUACGCAAUAGCUGGGCAGAGUUCGCGAUCACGGUACAUUGCGAAGGGGAGGACCCAGUUACAAAAGACAAUCUUGGUGAUAUACUUUACUAUCCACCGCAGGGAUUUCCGUUUAGGUAUUUUCCAAAUACUGGAAAAGAAGGAUGGAAGAACCCAUUAGUAUUUGUGCAAUUAGCAGAUUUUUCACCUGCUAUUGCCUUAAGAGUCACGUGCUCAGCUUAUGCUAAGAAUAUCAAACACGAUGACAUGUUUCAAACUGGAAAGGUAUCGUUCAUUAUCAUGGUCGAUUAAAGAGGUUUAACCUUCUUCUAUAUCUAACGCAAGCAUUUCAGUCAGUUACCGGUAUAUGAAUAUCCGAUAUGUCAUCAUUUCUUCGCUUCGGCGCAUUUUUCUGUCUUGUCGUUACGUUAUCGUCACGUCGCUGCAGGUCAUCGUUUAAUCAUAUCCUUGCACUGUCGUGUUGUCACUUCGGCGUUGUGCCUCGUCGUCGCUUAUGCGAAUUGUAACUUAACUUCUUCGCAUCUUCUGGUCAUGCUCUUAUUUUGUGGUUAUGUCGCUCCGGAAUAUCUCUUCGUCACCUUGGCGUUGCGUAUUAUCGUCUAGUCGUAUCUUCUUAUUGAAACGUGUACUGUUCUAGAUGUCAAGAACAUGUAUAUUGAUCUUAGUAUGUAUACGUAGGCACAUGAGGUGAGUGCACAAAAAGGCAAUGAUACAAUGAGACUAUAUCGAAGCGAGGAGACGAUAACAUUGAGCGUCCGUUCUUUAGCUCAUCGUUGAUCUGCGUUAAUAGCAGAGGUUGGUGAUGCUAAAAAAUGAUGAUCAAAACACCGUACAUUUAGUACAUUGAAGUGAAUUUCAGUUGUUGUUUCUUUUACAUGUUCUUAUGCAGAAUCUAUGGCUUUUUAACAGUAUUGACAAUUCAGGGUAAAUCGGUGUAUUAAAUGAUACAUUACGAUAUGGCUUUAUGAAAAUUAAUGGCACUUGUCAUCUUAUAUUAUAUGUUUUAGAAUUUGUUGUACAUGAAUAAAAAGUAACUGGCA
Messenger RNA from Ruditapes philippinarum (Manila clam), 1628 nucleotides. Its product is annotated as sodium/potassium-transporting ATPase subunit beta-1-like. Gene Ontology annotation, cellular component: sodium:potassium-exchanging ATPase complex. NCBI's taxonomy places the organism in Eukaryota, Metazoa, Mollusca, Bivalvia, Venerida, Veneridae. Gene Ontology annotation, molecular function: ATPase activator activity. Gene Ontology annotation, biological process: intracellular sodium ion homeostasis; potassium ion import across plasma membrane; sodium ion export across plasma membrane. The transcript has 7 exons. The coding region runs from base 100 to 879 and encodes 259 amino acids. The record is from RefSeq and is a predicted model, not a curated record.